AUCUGGACCACCAUCUCUGCCAGCUUCUGCCAGUCAGUGCCCUUCCUAUAUGCCCCUGCGAUAUUUCUGUCUGGCUGAUGAACACUGAUAUACGUCCUUCUGUAUGAAGAUGUGAAGUCUCUGAGUGUUAGUUGUCGGGAUAAAUGUUGUUUUUUAUGAAGAGUUUGUCCAGGAGAAAAGCCAGUGGACAGAGCGAAAAGGAGAACAAAGAACAGAGUCGGCUCUAUUCAGAAGACAUUGGCACGGAACACCAAGCAGUACCGAGGGACGUGCCCAGCGUGGACAAAACAUGCAAAUCACCUCCAGGACAGAGCUCUUCUACCAAGAUGAAGACACGGCGAACGGGCGACUCACGGGCUUUCAGCUCCUCUGCUCUUCUUCACCUGCUCUGGCUGCUGGCUAUAUACACAGAUCCAUCGGAGGCUGUGAAUAUCACUAGCCACAUUCAGCACAUCCAUGGCACAUAUGGACAGUCAGCUCUCCUCUCAGUUCAGUACAGAAGCUCAAGCAGCGACAAACCCGUGGUAAAAUGGCAGCUCAAGCGAGAAAAACCCAUCACCGUGGUGCAGUCAGUGGGUGCAGACAUCAUUGGAAACCUACGUGCGGACUACAAGGACCGGAUACAGGUUUUCGAGAAUGGCUCUCUGCUAAUCAGUAACCUCCUUCUGUCUGAUGAGGGGACCUACGGGGUUGAGGUCUCCAUCACUGACGAUACGUUUACAGGAGAAAAGACCAUCAACCUUACUGUGGACGUACCGAUAUCCAAGCCCCGUAUCUUGGUCCCUUCAUCCACGGUCCUGGAGCUCACAGACAACUUCACGCUGAGCUGCUUUCACGAUAACGGCACAAAGCCCAUCUACACCUGGCUGAAGGGGGGGAAGACCCUGACCAAUGACUCCAGGAUACUACUAUCCCCCGACCACCGAGUGCUGACCAUCUCCAGGGUCACCAUGACCGACGAUGAGGUCUACAUUUGCUUGGUGGAAAAUCCUAUCAGCAGCGGGCGCAGCAUUCCUUUUAAGCUCACUGUAUACCGAAGAAGCUCCUUGUACAUCGUCCUGUCUAUGGGAGGGAUAUUUUUACUGGUUACCUUGGUAACAGUCUGCGCCUGUUGGAAGCCAUCCAGGAAAGAGAAACACAAGCUGGAGACACAAGGAUCUUGUGAAUAUGUGGACCAUACAGAGGAUCCUCUUAAACAUGAAGUUGAAGAAAUCCCAAGGACCAUGGAGCGGGAGUGCAAGAAUCCGGUUUCAUUGUAUGUCCUAAAAGACAAGGAAUCCACUGAAGCGGAAGAAGAUUCCCCCACAGAAUCGAGGACGGCUUCUGACGCGUCCGGGUCCCCCAGUUACGCCAGCACAGUGCCGUCCAGCAAAUCCUCAGCGCCUCCUGUCCACUGCUCACACCGCUGCCACCGCUCUAGAUCCAGGUCACCUGCAGACAGCCAAAAACACGCAUCUUCCCCCCGAAACACGGCAUGCUCGCUGAGAGCGGCGGACGUACACAUGAUACGGGAGCUGGAGGAAAAUACCGCCUUACAGAGCAACAUCUAAAUCCUGGAGCGGCACAUAUGGCGGGAACUGUCACCAGAUGAUUUCCGUGAUUUGGAAAUCCUCAUAAUGAAGUUUAGGAUUAUUGUCUAUCACACUCGUAUAUAAUGUACCUUAUGAUUACAACUUCCUCACUGUAGUGCUACAAAAUAAAGUCACUUCUGACAGUGAAAUAUUUACUGCAAAAAGUACAAACAA
Messenger RNA from Rana temporaria (common frog), 1745 nucleotides. It is a transcript of the gene HEPACAM, whose product is annotated as hepatic and glial cell adhesion molecule. NCBI's taxonomy places the organism in Eukaryota, Metazoa, Chordata, Amphibia, Anura, Ranidae. The coding region runs from base 144 to 1550 and encodes 468 amino acids. The record is from RefSeq and is a predicted model, not a curated record. The transcript is spliced from 7 exons.